AAAAGUAAGAGUUCAGUGAAAGGAUGGCUCCGUUAGCUCGUAGCAUAUUAGUGACUGGUUCCAAUCGGGGAAUCGGACUGGAACUGAUCCAACAGCUGGUGAAGAUGGCUGAGCCUCCAGAACUUAUCUUUGCAACUUGCCGGACCCCAGCCGGGCCUGGCGGAAAGAUCUUGGAUGAACUUGCCAGCAAGCAUUCCAACAUUCACAUCAUUCAGCUAGAGGUGGAGGAUCAGUCCAGUGUGAAGGCAGCUGCUUCAGUGGUUGAGUCGCUUCUCCAUGGUAAAGGUCUGAACCUGCUGAUCAAUAAUGCCGGUGUGAACUCCUAUGCCACUCUGGAAACUGUGGAGCAGCAGGAGAUGCUGUCUGCUUUUAACACUAAUGUGGUGGGGCCCAUACUUGUGGUUAAGGAAUUUCUGCCCCUGUUGAAGAAAGCAGCUGGAGAGGCAGCCAUAAAGGAGAUGAGCUGUCAGAGGGCAGCCAUCAUCAAUAUAACCUCCAAGUUGGCCUCCAUUGAACGGGGCUUUGAAGUCAUGAAAGGACCAAUGUAUCCUUAUCGUGCCAGCAAGGCUGCUUUGAACAUGGUGACGGUCUGCUUUGCGUUGGAACUAAAGGAAGACGGGAUCUUGUGUACCCUGAUCCAUCCUGGUUGGGUGAAAACAGACAUGGGAACAGAGCAGGCCCCUGUGACUGUGCAGAACAGUGUGCGAGGCAUCCUCAAUGUGCUUGCCAAUCUAUCAUCGGCCUCCAACGGGGCCUUUCUUGACUGGGAAGGCAAAAGGCUCCCUUGGUGAGAUGUGCAUGUCCUUUCCUCCAAGAAAAAGGAA
Molecule: messenger RNA, 824 nt
Organism: Protobothrops mucrosquamatus (brown spotted pit viper)
Lineage: Eukaryota; Metazoa; Chordata; Lepidosauria; Squamata; Viperidae
Product: C-factor
Exons: 6
Coding region: 24-791 (255 amino acids)
Source: RefSeq, a predicted model, not a curated record